Messenger RNA from Limanda limanda (common dab), 3942 nucleotides. RefSeq names its product jade family PHD finger 2 (gene jade2). The record is from RefSeq and is a predicted model, not a curated record. Gene Ontology annotation, biological process: regulation of transcription by RNA polymerase II. The transcript has 14 exons. Gene Ontology annotation, cellular component: histone acetyltransferase complex. The coding region runs from base 206 to 3013 and encodes 935 amino acids. NCBI's taxonomy places the organism in Eukaryota, Metazoa, Chordata, Actinopteri, Pleuronectiformes, Pleuronectidae.
GUCACCCCCACCAGCCUGGAUCUAGCAGCCUGCCAGGGGGGCACCGAGUGGGCAAAGUGAACUACCCGCCUCCUCCUCCUCCUCCUCCUCCUCCGCCGUGCCACUACAUGUGCCUGGCUCCGGCUCCCGAUGAGCUCCUGAUCCGUGGGAACCGGCCGAGCACCGAGGACCGUCUCUGCACCCGGAGCUGACUGCUGCGAUCAAGAUGGAGAGCGAGAAGAAGAGGAGAAAAUACUCGACGAGCAGCAAUGACUCUGACACCACAGACAGUCAGGUGACCUCGUGGUCCAGGUCAUCCAAGAAUAUGGGCACCAGCAGCACAUGGGUUCGCCACCAGCACAAGAAACCAUCAGAGGUGUUUCGAACAGACUUCAUCACGGCCAUGAAGCUGCCGGACUCGGCCCAGCUCGGCCUGGAUGACUUCUACGUGCUCUCAGACCCCUGGAGACAAGAGUGGGAGAAGGGAGUACAGGUCCCUGCCAACCUGGAGGCUAUACCCGAGCCUGUGGUCAGGUCGCCGCGGGAGUCGACAAGUGGCGACGGACCGGACGGGGACGGAGACACGCCCACUCCAGCUCAGCACUACAGCUGCUACGACCUGGACGAUCUGGACGUCGCCUGGCUGGAGCUGGUCAACCAAGAGUUCAGACAGAUGGCCUUACCCGAGCUGGACGAGCUGACGAUGGAGUGUGUGCUGGUGGAGCUGGAGAGCGCGUGCGCGGAGAAGAUGCAGCAGGCCAUCGAGACGGAGGAAGGCCUCGGCAUCGAGUACGACGAGGACGUGGUGUGCGACGUCUGCCGCUCGCCGGAGGGAGAGGACGGCAACGAGAUGGUCUUCUGCGACAAGUGCAACGUCUGCGUGCAUCAGGCAUGUUAUGGCAUCCUUAAGGUACCCCAGGGGAACUGGCUGUGUCGGACCUGCGCUCUGGGUGUCCAGCCCAAAUGUCUGCUCUGCCCCAAGAGAGGGGGGGCCCUCAAGCCCACCCGCAGUGGAACCAAGUGGGUCCACGUCAGCUGUGCCUUAUGGAUCCCUGAGGUGAGUAUAGGCUGUCCAGAGAAGAUGGAGCCCAUUACCAAGGUGUCCCACAUCCCUGCUAGCCGCUGGGCCCUGUCCUGCAGCCUGUGCCGAGAACACACAGGAACCUGCAUACAGUGCUCCAUGCCCUCCUGCAUUGUGGCCUUCCAUGUGACGUGCGCCUUCGACCAUGGCCUGGAGAUGAGGACCAUCCUGGCCGAGAACGACGAGGUACGCUUCAAGUCCUUCUGCCUGGAGCACAGCUGCACUGCCAGCAACAGCGGUGCACCGACAAGCAUCUGCUCCACUUCAACCAGCGUGAACAACGGCAACCACCACACCACCAUUUCCUCCACCAACGGAACACACGGCACAGCCAGAACAGACUGGGCCACCGCCGGCGUCGGAACCGAGCUCCGACCGGAACCGCAUCACCAACCAAACGCGUGCAGUGACCUGGAGCAGAGGUCAAUGUUGUUCCCGGUUUCGGUUUCUGUGUCGGCGGCGGAGCGAGCGGAGCGCGAACAGCUGGAGAGAGAGAAAGUGAGCCAGAGGAAACAGAAGCUGCAGGAGCUGGAGGAUGAGUUCUACCGACUGGUGGACCCCCGGGAGGUGGCUGAGAACCUGGGAAUGCCCGUCGCCCAGGUGGACUUCCUGUAUCAGUUCUGGAAGUUGAAGAGGAAGGCCAACUUUAAUCGACCUCUGGUGACCUUAAAGAGGGACGAGGUGGACAACCUGGCCCAGCAGGAGCAGGAUGUCCUCUACAGACGCCUCAAACUCUUCACCCACCUCCGACAAGACCUGGAGAGGGUGCGUAACCUGUGUUACAUGGUGACACGGAGGGAGAAAAUGAAACACACCCUGUGCGACCUCCAGGAGAAAAUCUUCCACCUGCAGAUACAGCUACUGGAAGAGGACAUGGCUGGAGAGAAAGCCCAGAAGGGAGAAAAGAGGAAGCAGAAUGGAGUGAAGGAGAAAGGGAAGGAGAGGAGGAAGAGUAGUCCUGAGACGAAAAAGGAGAGAUGGAAGUCAGAAAACGGCACACUGCUAAAAGAGCUAGGUUUGUCAAAGUCCUUCCCCCUGGACAACUCUUUGUUCGACAGCUGGCUCGCCCAGUCGGUUCAGAUCACCGCUGACGACAUGCUGAGCCAGUGGGCACUGGGAGCCCAGCACGGGGACAAGAGUGGCAGCCUGCUCUCCGACCAGCUCCUGCAGGGCGAGGAGAGCUUGUUAAACCUUAUGAUGGAGAACUCCAUGCAGUCCACCUGGAAAACCCCCCAGCUGGGCCGCAGACGGGGAAGCACCAAACCCCGUGGGCGUGGCCAACCCGCCGCCCCCGAGCAGACGCAGACGCUCCUCUCGACGGCGGCCAUCUCCACCGCCAGCAGCCCCUCCACUGCAAAAAGCCCCCGGGCGAGCGUGGCUGAGGAAAAUCCCAGCCUAGUGAUCCGGAGAGGGGAGAGGUCCAGGGCUUCCUCCAAGGGCCUGCACCAUCACCACCUUCAUCACCACCACCACACCAGGAGCUCUGACCUGCAGGGGGACCCGACACCACAGCCACCCAUCUCCAAAAUGGAUUCCUGUCACAUCUCGGAGGACCCCGGCCCCUGGAACAGCUUCGCCGAGGGGACUGAUGUCUCAUCAGGAGCUGGAGCUGUUUUCCCGUCGGGUUCGUCUCCACUUCCAGCCUCCAGUCCCGGGCUCACGGUUCCUGACACAGGGGCCGUCCUUUGCAGCCGGGCUCCACGGCUCCGUCUGGCCCGCCACGGGAGAUCAAGAGGGAGGGGCAUGAACGGACGUGGAGGCCUAGGGGCCCUGGAGUCCAUGGAACUGCCGCUCAGGGACACGUCCCUGCUGGAUGCCACCGAGACUGACGGGUACUUCUCUGACGGCGAGCAGAGCGACUCGGACACGCGCUCUGCCGGACGCAAACUCCGCUUGCCACAGUUGCAUUCUGGGAACGAGGACCUGUUGAGAAGGAGCGUGCUGGCAUCUUAAAGAACCAAGACUUAAAUCAACACACACUCACAAACACACAGUUACCCAAGCAGAGUCCCGCCGGCUAAUUGUUUCUCCAUCUGUGCCCAGUGAUGGCUUCGUUCAUCCAAAUCCCGGUCACAUCUACCAAUCAGAAAAUCUAUUCAGCUCACCUGCUUUGUUAUUUUGGGGGGUUGGGAAAUUUGAAUGUAGCUGUUUGCCUGUCGUACAUUAGAGCUUCUCCGCUGGACCGUAGUUCGUUGUUCUAUAACGCGACAUAUUCAACAAAUAGGAAACAAACAUUACAUUUAGUCGUUUUGUUUCUGGGUGUUGAAGUACCCCGUUCUGGCCUCAUGUCUGUGGUUUCUGUCAGAACAAACACUUUGGGGCAUUAUUGAUAAUUACUGUUAUUAUUAUUCAAGCUGGUUUCAGGGUCUCCAUCUUGUUUGGUCUUUUGUGACCUGAGAAGCAUCCAACAAGUCCUUGUUUUCUUGAAUAUAUUCAGUGGAAAGACAAUUUCACACCAGACUUGUUCUGAAUGUGUGUGUGUGUGGCGGUGACACCAGACAACACGUAUCCAACCUUGAAAAGCACAACUAGCUUGUCAUCAGAGCUGUAUUUUAAGCACUCGUGUGGGUAAUGGAUGCUCCUUCAGGGUCGAGGUCAAUUCUCAUCACGUCAGCUCCCUUUUAAAAAGUACUCUUAGAAGACUUCCCUCAAAAUUGUCUGAUUUUCCAGGAUUUGGAUAUUAAACCGAUAUGGACCUCAUCCCUGGGUCUCAUUCAGAUCGCCACACGGAGACGCAAACCCACAGACGCACACACACUGACACACAAACUACUUAAAGCCAAUCCCUUUGCUCACAUCACAGAAAAUAUUGGCUCUGACUUCUGUCGGCUGCUUUCAAAUUCUUCCUGGUUCUGAGUUCUUUUUUUUUAAUUUUCUUUUUU